Messenger RNA from Amphimedon queenslandica, 1786 nucleotides. RefSeq names its product ATP-dependent RNA helicase DDX55-like. The record is from RefSeq and is a predicted model, not a curated record. The transcript is spliced from 19 exons. Lineage: Eukaryota; Metazoa; Porifera; Demospongiae; Haplosclerida; Niphatidae. Gene Ontology annotation, molecular function: nucleic acid binding; RNA helicase activity; ATP binding. The coding region runs from base 16 to 1728 and encodes 570 amino acids.
CCCACGUGCUGCAACAUGGCCUCCACUUGGGAGGAGAUAAAUCCUUCCCUUUCUCCUCAAACUCUCUCUGUACUGAGGGAUAAUGGCUUCUUCUCUCCCACUCCAGUGCAGUCUCUAGUAUUGCCUCAUUUUCUAAGUAAUAAGGACGUUUCUGUUCAAGCAGUUACGGGGUCAGGGAAGACACUCUCGUUUGUUAUUCCCGUCAUAGAAAAACUCAAAAAGAGGAAACAAAAAUGGAGGAGAGGAGAGACUGGUGCUAUUGUGAUACUACCAACACGGGAAUUAGCCGUCCAAGUCUCUGAGGUUUUUAAUUUAUUUAUUACUGGGGCGGGAAUCUCGCUGCGACAGUUAAUCGGAGGUAGCCAAGAAGUGGUGAAAGAUGUGAGACUCAUAAACGAAGAAGGUGGUAUAGUCGUUGUAGCUACUCCUGGUCGACUGGCCGAUCUGUUGGAACGAAAGGAUUGUCACCUUGCAGCUGGUGUUAGAUCACUGGAGAUUCUGAUAUUAGAUGAAGCCGACCGUCUUUUAGAUCUUGGAUUUGAAGCAACGUUAAAUACUAUAUUGAGCUAUCUACCAAAGCAAAGGAGAACGGGCCUAUUUUCAGCUACUCUUAGGCACGAGGUCGAAAUGCUAAUAAGGAGUGGACUCAGACAUCCUGUUAAUAUCACACUUUCAUCGGAGUCGAUGGAAAGCACUGUCCCGGAUUCGCUAAUAAAUUACUACAUAGAAGUUCCGCCCAAAGAUAAACUUUCUCAUCUCGUUGGUUUUCUCUCUCAUCAUGAAACAGAGAAAUUACUUGUAUUUUAUGCAACAUGUGCUGGAGUUAGCUAUUUCUCAGACCUAAUUAAAAGGUUACUGCCUUCUUUAAAGGUCCUGGCAUUACAUGGUAAGAUGAGAGAGAAGAGACAGUCGCUGUUUGAAUCUUUCAUGGACAUGGAAAGUGGCGUCCUGAUGUGCACUGACGUAAUGGCUAGAGGUAUAGAUAUACCCGACGUUGAUUGGGUGCUACAAUUUGAUCCUCCUUCGUCUGAAAAAGCUUUUAUUCAUCGCUGCGGCCGAACAGCAAGGAUGGGAAGGCGUGGUCAUAGUUUAACGUACCUUGUUCCUCCAUCAGAGCUGGCAUAUGUUGAAUACAUGCGCAUUAGUGAAGGAGUCACUUUGGAGUUACUCCCAGAGACAGAAAUUGGGAGAAUACCAUCAUCUUCUGCCUUGAUAGAGAGGGCGAGGGCAGAGCUCUCGAAAGAAAGGGAGUUUUAUGAUAAAAGCGUAAGAGCUUUUGUAUCGUUUGUCAGAUUUUACAGUAAACACAGCUACCACCUAAUAUUCAACAUGAAAGUUCUAGAUCUUGUCUCACUUGCUUAUGGGACUUUUGCUUUGCUCCACUUACCAAAAAUGCCUGAACUGAAGGGAAAGGACACCUCUCAAUUUGAGGCUCACCCAAUCAGUCUUGAAGCAAUACCAUUCAAAGAGAGAAGUAGAGAGAAGCAAGCACUGGCACUUAAAAGAAAGAAAGAGGCUGCUUGGAUGGCUAAGGCUGAAGCUAGAAAGAAAUUUCUAAAGAGAAAAAAUAGGGAAGAGAGACGCAUAUCCAGGAAAAACACAAGGCAAAAUAAACAUACCUUUUCUGCUUCUGAAUUGGAUGAGCUUGCUAAAGAAGCACGUUUGGUUAAACAGUAUAAAGCCAGAAAGAUUUCAAAAGAAGAUUUGGAGGCACAAUUAGACUCUUAACUGUUGCCAUUGAUGAUUAAUUUUUUAAUUUUAUUCAUGCACAGUAUACUUAAUUUAA